AUGUCGUACACAGCUGGAUGCCCCGUGCUCGUGUCCAACACAAGUGGCAUCGAUCGAACUACCAAGCUCGGCGUCGUACUGAAUUAUCUCAUCGCCGCAGGCACCGCCGUCCAGUCCGUAUUGGGUAAUUCAAUACCUGCCGAUGAUCACGCCCUGCACUACACCGACGCCGGCAAAGCCCACCCAGAAUAUUACGCUGUACGCCAUGCCCCGUGUCCGCCAGAGGGUACCUACUUGCCCGUGGCGCGUCCCGGGCCGCCCUUCAGCCAAUGA
Messenger RNA from Sporothrix schenckii 1099-18, 273 nucleotides. RefSeq lists its product as uncharacterized. Lineage: Eukaryota; Fungi; Ascomycota; Sordariomycetes; Ophiostomatales; Ophiostomataceae. The record is from RefSeq and is a predicted model, not a curated record. Bases 1 to 273 code for a protein of 90 amino acids. The transcript is spliced from 2 exons.